AUGGGUGGGUCACAGCCGCAACCGCUAAGCGCGGCGAAGCGGAGCAUCAUGAAAGUGAACCCCCAGAAGCAUGGCGCCUCUCGGAAACAUAGGGCUGUCCUUUCCUGCACAUCGUGUCGCAAACGCAAAGUCAAAUGUGAUCGUUUGACGCCUUGUACUCAGUGCGUGCGGCUGAAUAUCGGAAAUACCUGUACCUAUCCUCCGGCUCCAAGAACUCCUUCUGUACCCGAAUCCUCGCCCGCCCGCUCUGUUAGGUCUCGCUUAGCGGAGGAUGCGCCUAAUACUGAUUCCACACCGUGCCCCAGUAACACACGCCCCGUUUCUGCAUCGUCAAUGCUGGGCGGGGAGUUGUCAGGUCAUGGCCCGGACCACGGCACCAGUCAUGAGUCGGUGUUUUCGACAACUCAGACAUGUCCGAACAAGGCCAAGCACCCAGAACACUCUAUAUCCACCGACAGUUUUGUCCAAUUUGUUGCCCCUCUCUCAUUUAGGGGAAAGCAGAAGAGAACCAGGUUCUUCGGACGAAGUCACUGGGCCACGACUCUGGGGAUGUUCCCUGACCUCAACUCCCACUUGCAUGCCUACUAUCAAGAUAAACAAAAUCCAACAAACACAGACUUCGCCGAAUACUUGUCCCUCAAGCGGCUGAAGCACGAUAUGAAGGGCCCUGACAGACUACAGCAAUGCGAUCAUCAAAACCAGCACUCCUCGAGAAUGAAAGAACUAUUACCGGACCGUAGUUUUGCGGAAUAUCUAAUGCAGCUGUACUUCUCAACCUUUGAGUAUACCCUUCGAAUAUUGCAUGUUCCGUCCUUCCUCGAUGAAUGGAAUACGUUUUGGAAUCACAUGGAAACCAAGCCUGAUAGGCCAUGCUCAAGUGAUAUUUUCCUUGCAAAGCUUCUCGUGGUGAUGGCAUGUUCUGCGUGCUUUGCCACUAGAGGAAAACUGGCGUCGGUUGGACUCAAUGAGCAAUCAUUUAUGCAGAUGUGCCACGAGUGGAUUGAAGCAGUGACAACUUGGUUAGGGGCAAUGGCAGGCCAUACUCAACUCAACCUCGACUUAAUCCAAAUAAAAUGCCUGUUAGUUCUUGCAAAACAAGGGACAGCCUGGGAGGGAGACCUAGCAAGCCUUGCCGCAGGCUCCCUGAUUAGAGAAGCCAUCUUGAUGGGCUUCCAUCGAGAUCCAUCCAACUUCUCCCAUCUUUCUCCAUACUGGGCCGAAAUGCGGAAACGGCUCUGGCUUACGAUAGUAGAGUUGGAGCUUCAGGCAUCCCUGUAUAAUGGGGCACCGCUUGCGAUAUCCUGGGAUGAGUUUGACUGUCCUCCCCCAUCCAAUAUUGAAGAUGAGGAUCUCACCAUUAACUCUGCACACCUGCCCUCGCCCAAGCCGUCUACUACUGCGACAAGGAUGACUUUUCUUAUUGCACUCUCUCAAACAUUACAGGCCCGAAUGGAGGUUUCCCGAGCCAUAAACCGGGUGCGAUUAACUGUACCCUACGAGGAAGUGAUGAGCAUGAGCGAGAGCCUCUCAAAGGGGCUUGCAGAUGCACCACCUGAGCUUCGCAGCAUCAGUACUGACGGACCCCCUGCUGGACCCGAUGGCAGCUGUCCCGAAUUCCAGCGAUCAUUCUUUCUCUUCCUCAACUAUCGCUGCCUACUGGCCUUGCAUAGGCCAUUUUUCCUCAGGCCCGCAGAAACCCGAGACGAGCCUUUCGUGUUUUCACGCAGAGCCUGUGUGCAGAUUAGUCUCGCGUUACUUGCUCAACUAGAGUAUACCCCAAGGAGCAACCCAAAUGACCAGCUCGUCAACAGCGACACCGCCUGUCCGCACAUCUUACAACUCAAGGGAGGAAUGUUCCGGGACGAUAUCUUCCACGCUGCCAUAACUGUCUGCUAUGAGCUUCGGCUGCAAGCUAAAGAUAAAGUCAUAGACCCGUUCCCGGGCACUAUAUCGGUCUAUAUAGACCAAAGUGCACAUUACCAGCGCAUGGCCCUUUUUGAGAGUGUGGAGAGGGCAAUUAAGUAUUUCGAGCUUAAGGUAUAUAACGAGAAAAGGGCUACUAAGGUGUUUAAUAUCUUGACUAUGCUAUUUACUUCAAUAAAGAGUCAGAUACUCGCCGCCGAGCCGUCCCAUAGCUUGGAUGGGCAAUCCGAUGGGUCUGUAUUGACCAUAGAUGAUGCUUGCCCAGCGGCGUCUCGUCGCUGUCGAGAAUUAUUACUGGCAGAUAAGCCGUUGGUACAUUCAGGGGCUGACCAGGGAGACGUUAAUCUCAACCAAGAUACUAUGGCACUGGACCAUGACGGGACAUUAGUACAGCAGGGCAUGCAGCCAGUACCACCAGGCAAUAACCAAGAUAUUAAUCCUGGAAAUCUGGAUCUUGAGUGGUACUUCUCGCUGGACCCUCUAUCUCCGUACCCGAUUAAUAGCUGGCCGGAGUUGGAUCCGUUGAUGGUAUAA
This is a messenger RNA of Aspergillus puulaauensis, 2457 nucleotides long. RefSeq lists its product as uncharacterized. Gene Ontology annotation, molecular function: zinc ion binding; RNA polymerase II cis-regulatory region sequence-specific DNA binding; DNA-binding transcription activator activity, RNA polymerase II-specific. The coding region runs from base 1 to 2457 and encodes 818 amino acids. The record is from RefSeq and is a predicted model, not a curated record. Gene Ontology annotation, biological process: DNA-templated transcription; regulation of transcription by RNA polymerase II. The transcript is spliced from 4 exons. Gene Ontology annotation, cellular component: nucleus. Lineage: Eukaryota; Fungi; Ascomycota; Eurotiomycetes; Eurotiales; Aspergillaceae.